AUGCCUCAGGACGCCAAGAACGCUUUCUACUCGGUUGGGUACCUCAAGGAUUUGAAGGCCAGAUACGAAGCUGCGACCAGCGACCCUUGCCGUGGCCUGACCUUUGAGGAUGCCCUCGAGCACGUCAACUCGACCGGCCGGAAGAACUUCUCCCGGGACGAUGUGAAGCGCUUCGAUGACAACCACGACGACAACAUCAACUUCGCAGAAUACCUUGCGAUGAUGUUGGAGAACGACGAGCAGAUGGCGUUCCAGAACGCCAAGUUCAUUGCUUAG
This is a messenger RNA of Aspergillus sclerotioniger CBS 115572, 276 nucleotides long. RefSeq lists its product as uncharacterized. The coding region runs from base 1 to 276 and encodes 91 amino acids. NCBI's taxonomy places the organism in Eukaryota, Fungi, Ascomycota, Eurotiomycetes, Eurotiales, Aspergillaceae. The transcript has 5 exons. The record is from RefSeq and is a predicted model, not a curated record.